Messenger RNA from Mesocricetus auratus (golden hamster), 1929 nucleotides. RefSeq names its product polypyrimidine tract-binding protein 1-like. Gene Ontology annotation, biological process: mRNA processing; regulation of cell differentiation; regulation of RNA splicing. Bases 101 to 1768 code for a protein of 555 amino acids. Gene Ontology annotation, molecular function: mRNA binding. NCBI's taxonomy places the organism in Eukaryota, Metazoa, Chordata, Mammalia, Rodentia, Cricetidae. The record is from RefSeq and is a predicted model, not a curated record. Gene Ontology annotation, cellular component: nucleus. The transcript has a single exon.
UCUGCUCUUGUGCCUUAGACACAGCAGUCUGUAGAGGGCUGUGGUCAGAGGAGCUCUUCUCUGUCUUCUCUCUGCCUGUGUCCAGAACCAAUCUGCUGUCAUGAGCAGCUACUCCCCCCCUGCAUCCGAGGAAAAUGACAGCAAGAGGUUCAAAAGGGACAGAAGGAGAGCUGAGGGCCCAUCGAGAGUGAUCCACAUCCACAGGCUGCCAAGCAGUGUCACGGAAAAAGAAGUUCUCCGUCUGGCGCUGCCAUUCGGGAAGGUGUCCAACCUACUGUUUCUAAAGGGGAAGAACCAGGCCUUCGUGGAGAUGAGCACGGAGGAUGCCGCCCACACCAUGGUCAGGUACUACACCUGGGUGACUCCUGUGCUGCAUGGGCAGCCUGUCCACAUCCAGUUCUCCCGCUACAAAGAGCUCCAGGUGAGCAGAUCCUGCAGCCAGGCAGGUGCCUCCAGCCAGGUGGGUGACCCCAGCCAGGCAGGUGGCUCUAGCCAGGUGGGUGACCCCAGCCAGGUGGGUGCCCAGCCAGGCCUGCCGACUUCUGAGACCUCAGACUGUGCGGGAAAGGUGGCCUCGGCCACCCCUGCCGCUGCUGUGGACACAGAGACCGUGGUGGCCAGGCAGAGCCCUGUGCUCAGGAUCCUUGUGGAGAACUACUUCUAUCGCGUGACCUUGGAAGUGCUGCACCAGCUCUUCUCCAGGUUUGGCACGGUACUGAAGAUCAUCAUGUACACUAAGAACAGCCGGUUCCAGGUGCUGUUACAGUAUGCCCACCCUCUGAGUGCCCAGUGUGCCAAGCUGUUCUUGGAUGGGCAGAACAUCUACGAUGCCUGCUGCACACUGCGCAUUGCCUUCUCCGGGCUCACUGACCUCACGGUCAAGUACAACAAUGACAAGAGCCGUGACUACACGCGCCCAGACCUGCCCUCGGGUGAGAGCCAGCCCUUGCCAGCCCAGAACACAACCACGGCCUUCGGUGCACCUGUCGUGAUCUCAGCUUCUCCACAUGCAAGCCCUGGAGUACCUCACACCUUUGCAAUCCCUCAAGUCGCAAGCCUCUCCAUGCCAGAGGCGUGUAGGGCCCUGGGCCCCCUGGUCGUACCAGAAGUGGCUGUGGCAUUGGCCGCAGCUGGAGCAGAGAGCCCAGUCGUCGCCUCAGGCUCCCCAGGUGUGGCGAACGCCGUCCUUCUGGUUGCCAACCUCAACCCCGAGAAAGUCACACCCCAAAGCCUCUUCAUUCUGUUUGGUGCCUAUGGCAAUGUGCAGCGGGUGAAGAUCUUGUUCAACAGAAAGGAGAACGCGCUAGUGCAGAUGGCGGACGGGAGCCAGGCUGAGCUGGCCUUGAAGCACCUGAAUGGGCAUAAGCUGCAUGGCAAGUCUCUAUGCAUCAUGCCAUCGAAGCACCAGAGCGUGAAGCUGCCCCGGGAGGGCAAGGAGGACCAGAGCCUCACCAAGGACUAUGUCAACUCCCCACUGCACCGCUUUAGGAAGCCCGGAUCCAAGAACUUCCAGAACAUCUUUCCGCCCUCUGCCACCCUGCACCUCUCCAACCUCCCCACCUCGGUCUUGGAGGAAGACCUCAAGAAACUCUUCUCCAGCAGCGGGGGUUCUGUCAAGGCUUUCAAGUUCUUCCCAAAGGACCGCAAGAUGGCGCUGAUCCGGAUGGGUUCUGUAGAGGAGGCCAUUCAGGCCCUGAUCGACCUGCAUGGCCACACCCUAGACCAGAACCAACACCUGCGAGUCUCCUUCUCCAGGAUCACCAUCUAGAGGACCCAGCUGGGCUCACUGCUGACAGCUUCCACCACUAGACAAAAGGACACUUUAAAAGACACUGGACUGACCUUGAUAGAGCAGAGACUGGCUGUUGUCUUAGAGAGAGAGAGAGAGAGAGAGAGAGAGAGAGAGAGAGAGAGAGAGAGAGAGAGAGA